Mucor velutinosus is the source of this 780-nucleotide messenger RNA. RefSeq names its product transcription elongation factor spt5 (gene SPT5). Bases 1 to 780 code for a protein of 259 amino acids. Gene Ontology annotation, cellular component: nucleolus. Lineage: Eukaryota; Fungi; Mucoromycota; Mucoromycetes; Mucorales; Mucoraceae. The record is from RefSeq and is a predicted model, not a curated record. The transcript has 6 exons. Gene Ontology annotation, biological process: maturation of SSU-rRNA from tricistronic rRNA transcript (SSU-rRNA, 5.8S rRNA, LSU-rRNA).
AUGUCAUCUCUUGCAAGUUUGAUUAACAGUGUCAAGGCAAACACAGCAAGCAAUCCUCACAUCACCAAAAGUUUGAAGAGAACGGCAACCACAUCCAAGGAAGAGUUGAAGCAACAACGAAAGAAGCAGAUUGUUGAAAAGAAACAAGGCAGUGCAACCAAAACCAGCGGCCCUAGCGUGGUCGUGUUCGAUGGAUCUGUAUUGCAAAAGAAGCCAACAUUAGAGGACAAAGCUUCGAAAAAGAGAUUUUUGGAUUCUCGCAUUUCAACUGUAGAUCCAACCGAUGUUGUGGAGCAAAAAAACAAGCCAACGGCCAAGGACGUUGAGGAGGAAGCUGAAAACCAAAAGCACGAUAUGGAAUUGAAACAAUUAUUAGCGACAUCCAAUUUAUUAGAGGAACUUGAAAGAGAGGAAAUGACAUCCAAGGAGAGACGAAAGAAUACCAUGAAGAAAUUAGAAGGAUUGGGUGUCAAGAGUUCGCCUGGAGAGAAAAUGCCAUUAUCAGUGAAAUUGAGCCUAGAUGAAUCUAGAAAGCAAAAGGGCAUCAAAAAGUUGCAGGAAGCUAAGGAUAUGGGUAUCUAUGAUAAGUCACUGAAGCAUUUGUAUGUGAAAACCAAAGAAAAGAAGCGAGACCGUGAUCCUGGUAUUACAAAUGGUAUCGGUCGCAUGAAGGGCGCUACCCUGACCAUCAAUAAAUCUGAUAUUGAGAGAAUCAAGCGUCAAGGCGCCAAAAAGAAGUCUACUGGUGGCAAAAAGAGUGGAGGUGGAAAGCGUAAAUAA